Messenger RNA from Oncorhynchus keta (chum salmon), 1083 nucleotides. Its product is annotated as neuropeptide Y receptor type 2-like. The record is from RefSeq and is a predicted model, not a curated record. Gene Ontology annotation, cellular component: membrane. Gene Ontology annotation, molecular function: neuropeptide Y receptor activity. Bases 1 to 1083 code for a protein of 360 amino acids. NCBI's taxonomy places the organism in Eukaryota, Metazoa, Chordata, Actinopteri, Salmoniformes, Salmonidae. Gene Ontology annotation, biological process: G protein-coupled receptor signaling pathway. The transcript has a single exon.
AUGGACACCACCUCCACCCACAUGCAACAAGGCAUCCUGGGUAACGACAGUCUCAGCCUCCACCUCGACAGGCCGGGGUUCCACUCUGACAUCACCAAGCAUGUAGGAGUCCAGGCUGCUUUGAUCACAGCGUAUAGUCUGAUCAUCCUACUGGGUCUAGUAGGCAACGCCCUUGUCAUCUACAUGAUCAUCCGCUUACGGAACAUGAGGACAGUCACUAACUUCUUCAUAGCUAACCUGGCCCUGGCCGACCUGUUGGUGGAUACGUUGUGUUUACCGUUCACACUGGUUUAUACCUUGCUCGACGAGUGGAAGUUCGGCGCGGUGCUGUGUCACAUGGUCCCGUUCGCCCAGGCGCUGAGCGUGCACGUAUCGAUCCUGACGCUGACCGUCAUCGCUCUGGAGCGCUACAGGUGUAUCGUGUUCCACCUGGGCCAGCGACUCACCUGGCGAAGCAGCCUGCUCAUCAUGGCUCUCACCUGGACGCUGUCCGCCGUGCUGGCCGGCCCGCUCGCCAUCUUCAGAGAGUACCGUCAGGAGGAGAUCCCGUCCAUCAACCUGAGGAUCUCAGUCUGCUAUGAGAAGUGGCCGUACGGCAGCAGCAGAGACGGAGUCAUUUACAGCCUGUCUAUGUUACUGCUGCAGUACGUGCUGCCACUGUCCAUCAUCAGUUAUGCCUACAUCUGCAUCUGGGUGAAGCUGAAGAACCACGUGAGUCCAGCGAGCCGCAUCGACGCCAUCCAGCGCAGGAAGAAGACCACCAAGAUGCUGGUUAUGGUGGUUGUAGUCUUCGCCACAUGCUGGCUACCCUUCCACGUGUUUCAACUAGCCAGUGACCUAGACCUGGUCCUCAGAUUAAGACAAUACAAGCUCAUCUAUACUCUCUUCCACAUGGUAGCCAUGUGCUCCACCUUCGCCAACCCGCUCCUGUACGGCUGGAUGAAUAAGAACUACAGGAAUGGGUUCCUCAUGGUGUUCAGGUGUGAGGCUAAACCAGACAGUAUUCACCCUGAGGGAUCCUUCAGGACCCGGUCACUAAGGAGGAUGUCUCUGAAUGGAGGACACCCUCCUACGGCCGUCUGA